AUGGCAGAGUUAAAGUUUCUUCAUCCUAAAGAGAAAAAACCUCCAGAACAAAUUCAAUGCGUACCACCACCGCAUCAGUUAGUGGACUUGAUAAAAGUUGAUCGAUUCAAAGGCUCUCUGUUGGGCUUAGCUGUUGGUGAUGCACUAGGCGCAAGUGUUGAAUUUCGUCCACGACAAUAUCUCGCCGAGCAUCCAGUAAAGGAUAUGCAAUCAGGCGGUACAUGGAGCCUCAAAGCUGGGCAAUGGACAGACGAUACGUCGAUGGCUUUGUGUCUCGCUUCAUCACUCAUUAGUCGAAAAGGGUUUGAUCCAUACGAUCAAUUGGUGCGCUACAAGUGGUGGUAUAAGCAUGGUUAUCUAUCUUCAACCGGGCGUUGCUUUGAUAUUGGCAAUGCGACGCAUAAAUCAUUGGACGAAUUUUGUCGUCGUCAGAAUGAGUGUCAACAACGUUGGAAAGGGGUUAGUGAAGAACAAAUGGAUAGCUUUUCAUAUGAAGAAAUGCGUGCAUCAAAUUUUGAUGUCAAUUGCGGUGAACAAAAUGCAAAUGGUAAUGGUGCUCUGAUGCGUCUUGCACCUGUACCACUUUUUUUCUAUCGAGAACCUGAGAGAGCCAUUGAAUAUUCAGGACAAAGUGCUCGUCUCACACAUGGUGAUCAACGAGCAAUCGAUGCAUGUCGUUACUACGGAGCUCUCAUCAUUGCGGCAAUAAACGGUGAGAGCAAGGAAAAAUUACUCGAUCCUAACUUUUAUUCAGCACAUCGGCCUUGGUUUGGAAGGAAUGAACUUCACAGCGAAGUACUUGCUGUAGCGAGUGGUUCAUUCAAGCAAAAAGAUGGAUAUGCGAAGGGAAUUCGAGGUAGUGGUCAAGUUAUUAAGUCACUCGAAGCAGCUUUAUGGGCAUUUUGGAGUGAUGAGCAAUCUUUUGCGAAAGGAGUACUCAAAGCAGUGAAUCUGGGCGAUGAUACGGAUACCACAGGCGCUAUCUAUGGGCAACUAGCGGGUGUUUACUAUGGUUCUAAACAAAUUCCCCAAGAAUGGAUCCAACAACUCUAUGCCAAAGACUUAAUUUCCUGCGUCGCUGAAUGGCUACAAGUGCUAGGAGAUCCGCGCUACCCAGCACAAACAUCACAACAAUACAUGUCAGGAAAUCAGCGCUUUUCAACGCAGACAUCACAGCAACAAGUAACAACCAGGAUGCCUCUACCAACUGGAAUACAAUACGAUCAGUACAACGAUACUCGUCAAAAUCCAUCAAGAAUUGUUGCAAAUCCAACUCAUUAUCAAUCUCUUCUAACUUCUCAUUCGACUUUACAGAGCACAUCACAGUAUAAUAUCCCUACUACAAAAUCUGGUCCUGCUACUCAUAAAACGACAAGUAUUACGAAAAGUACCCAACAACAGUCGUCGCCUUGGGAUUGGUAUAGACAAGCACAGUAA
Rotaria sp. Silwood2 is the source of this 1437-nucleotide messenger RNA. NCBI's taxonomy places the organism in Eukaryota, Metazoa, Rotifera, Eurotatoria, Philodinida, Philodinidae. The record is from the annotation of a GenBank genome assembly.